This is a messenger RNA of Phytophthora nicotianae INRA-310, 222 nucleotides long. RefSeq lists its product as hypothetical. NCBI's taxonomy places the organism in Eukaryota, Oomycota, Peronosporomycetes, Peronosporales, Peronosporaceae. The record is from RefSeq and is a predicted model, not a curated record. Bases 1 to 222 code for a protein of 73 amino acids. The transcript has a single exon.
AUGGAUGCAGCUUUCAAGCCCCAUCCCAAUAUGCGCCAGUUCGUUUCAACGAUAGGCCGAAUGUCAAGUGCCUACGCCAAGAAGCAGGCCAGCACCACUCGAGGACUACGCCGGAAGAAACAGCUGCUACCUCGAAUAGCACUUCCGCCGGUGCCUGACUUGACUGAGUUUGAAGUGCCACCUGAGUCGGACAGCAACGAAGCCGGUUUUGAAAGAGUCUGA